GAAAUGCUGCCGCACAUGACGGCGAGCUUGAUGCUAACCAGGAAGUGAUAGUUCCUUCAGGUUCCUUCACGUUCUGCAGAAGCUGAGAAACGUCCGAGGUGAAAGUUCACAUCUGAUCGACAGAAGGUCUCAACACAAGACUCCAGACAUGACGAAACACGAGUUCGAGGUGGCGAUGACAUGUGAGGGAUGUUCAGGAGCCGUCACCAGAAUCCUCAACAAACUGGGAGAUGUGAAGUUCGAGAUCGACUUGCCUAAGAAGCUGGUUUGGAUCGAGUCCGACAGAGACGUGGACUUUCUCACUGAGACGCUGAAGAAAUGUGGGAAGGAAGUCAAGUACAACGGCACCAAAUGAAGGAGUCUGCUGCUGCUCAUAGGAAAUCAUUGCUGCUAAUGCAAAGCAAACAUCUAUAAACUGGAAGGAAGAGUCUGAAUCACCCCCCCACCUCCUGAAGCUCAUACGCACAACAUCCCCCCCGGAUGCAGAUCAUCUUUCAGAUUUACCAGACGAGAACAACAACAAACACACAUGAUGUUAGUACUUGUUAUUUGCAGCAAUGUAUUUGUUAUGUUUGUUUUCAUGUUGUCCAACACGGUCGCCUGUUCAAUGAAAUGAAUUUGCACAUUUUCAUGGAAGUCAUUUUUAUAUAUGUUGCUCUUUUAUCUAAAAAAUAACAGGACUCCAUAUAUGUUCUUAAAUAAUUGUAAAUUUCAGUUGUCAAAGGAAAAGAUCAACACACAAAAAUAUAUGUGAAGCAUUUAGUUGCUAUUUCAUGUUUAUUAUGAUCAUGAUGUUUGUAACUUUAAUGAACUUACAACAGAAAAACAGAUUAUGUCAAACUUCCUUUGAACCAUAUGAAGAACAUUCCCUGGAUUAUAAAACAUUCUGCAGACUGUAGUUGUUCUAUCAGUAUUAUUUGUUGUGGGAUUAACACUAAUAGAUGGGGACUUAUGUGGUGAAUAUCUGCUAUGGUUUUGGAGAUUUGCAAACACAGACUAAUGUAUGAAAUCCACUCUUUGGAUACACUAUCUAACUAAACAACAGUCUUCUGUGUUUUAUUACAAUCAUCUGGAAAAUUAAAUAAAAUCAACUCUGCCUCAGUU
This is a messenger RNA of Platichthys flesus (European flounder), 1104 nucleotides long. RefSeq names its product antioxidant 1 copper chaperone (gene atox1). Gene Ontology annotation, molecular function: metal ion binding; copper chaperone activity. Gene Ontology annotation, cellular component: cytosol. Lineage: Eukaryota; Metazoa; Chordata; Actinopteri; Pleuronectiformes; Pleuronectidae. Gene Ontology annotation, biological process: copper ion transport. Bases 149 to 355 code for a protein of 68 amino acids. The record is from RefSeq and is a predicted model, not a curated record. The transcript is spliced from 4 exons.